This is a messenger RNA of Pelobates cultripes (western spadefoot toad), 16313 nucleotides long. The record is from the annotation of a GenBank genome assembly. NCBI's taxonomy places the organism in Eukaryota, Metazoa, Chordata, Amphibia, Anura, Pelobatidae.
CACACAUUGUACACAGAGACAGCAGCAGCCUGGGAAUCGGCACAUCUCGCAUCGAUUGCUCUUCCUAUGCGGAUGUGUUCGAUAGCUCAGCUCCGAUUAACAGGGUCUGGGUCGCUGGAUGCCACGUGAUCGGUGUCUCUGCGCUGAUUGGCCCGGUCUGGCUCGAUGUCUCUGCGCUGAUUGGCCGGGUCUGGCUCUGUGUCUCUGGGUUGAUUGGCCGGGUCUGGCUCGAUGUCUCUGCGCUGAUUGGCCGGGUCUGGCUCGGUGUCUCUGGGUUGAUUAGCCGGGUCUGGCUCGGUGUCGGCCGCAGUGUCUGUGUGUAGCUCGGUACCGGCUGUUGUGGAUCCGCCAUGGCUCAGGAUGUCGCCCGCCUGUCUAAGAACCUGCUGCGAAUGAAGGUGAGAGCGGCCCGCGGGCCAAACAUGGAGCCCUCCCCUCUCCCCCCCCCUACCCCACCUCACUGCCUGACACCACAUGGCAACCCAGCAUGGGGGGGGAUCCAUGGAGGGGGACUCUCACCGCCCACACCACAUGGCAACCCAGCAUGGGAUCCUGGAGGGACAGACAGAGUGUGCAUGGGGCAGACCUACAGACAGAGUGUGGGAUAUGGGGAUCCAAGAGUGUGUGGAUAUGGGGGACCACAGACAGCAGAGUGUGAUAUGGGGGACUACAGACAGAGGUGUGAUAUGGGGGACCAUAGACAGAGUGUGGAUAUGGGGAUCAUAGACAGAGUGUGUGAUAUGGGGAUCAUAGACAGAGUGUUACGGGGGAUCAUAGACAGAGCGUGAUAUGGGGAUCAUAGACAGAGUGUGUGAUAUGGGGAUCAGAGUGUGUGAUAGACAGAGGGGUGGGGGAUCAUAGACAGAGUGUGUGAUAUGGGGAUCAGACAGAGUGUGAUAUGGGGAUCAUAGACAGAGUGUGUGAUAUGGGGCAGACAGAGUGUGAUAUGGGGGUGAUCACAGACAGAGUGUGAUAUGGGGGGUCAUAGACAGAGUGUGUGAGUGUGUGAUAUGGGGGGACUCAGCAAGUGUGAUAUGGGGACCAGACAGAGGUGGAUAUGGGGACACAGACAGAGGUGUGAUAUGGGGGAUACAGACAGAGUGUGAUGAUGGGGGGAUCAUAGACAGAGUGUGGAUAUGGGGGGCGACAGAGUGUGGAUAUGGGGGUCAUAGACAGAGUGUGUGAUAUGGGACAGAGUGAUAUGCCAUAGACAGAGUGUGUGGAUAUGGGGGAUCAUAGACAGAGUGUGUGAUAUGGGGGGAUCAUAGACAGAGUGUGUGAUAUGGGGAUCAUAGACAGAGUGUGUGAUAUGGGGGGGAUCAUAGACAGAGUAAGUGAUAUGGGGGGUCAUGACAUGGGACUACAGACAGAGUGUGUGAUAUGGGGGACUGGCAGACAGAGUGUGUGAUAUAUGGGGGAUCAUAGACAGAGUGUGAUAUGGGGAUCAUAGAGUGUGGAUAUGGGGGAUCAUAGACAGAGGUGUGAUAUGGGGAUCAUAGGAGGUGUGAUAUGGAGCAGACAGAGUGUGUGAUAAUGGGGAUCAUAGACAGAGUGUGUGAUAUGGGGGGGAUCAUAGACAGAGUGUGAUAUGGGGGAUCUGGACAGAGGUGUGAUAUGGGGAUCAUAGACAGAGUGUGUGUGAUAUGGGGAUCAUAGACAGAGUGUGAUAUGGGGGAUCAUAGACAGAGUGUGUGAUAUGGGGGAUCAUAGACAGAGUGUGUGAUAUGGGGAUCAUAGACAGAGUGUGAUAUGGGGAUAUGUGUGGGGGAUCACAGACAGAGUGUGUGAUAUGGGGGGGAUCAGACAUGUGUGAUAUGGGGAUCAUAGACAGAGUGUGGCAUAAGUGGGGGAUCAUAGACAGAGGUGUGAUAUGGGGAUAUAGUGUGAUAUGGGGGAUCAUAGAGUGAGUGUGUGUGAUAUGGGGGACUAUAGACAGAGUGUGUGGAUAUGGGGGAUCAUAGACAGAGUGUGUGAUAUGGGGGAUCAUAGACAGAGGUGAUAUGGGGAUCAUAGACAGAGUGUGUGAUAUGGGGGGAUCAUAGACAGAGUGUGUGAUAUGGGGGAUCAUAGACAGAGUGUGUGAUAUGGGGAUAUGGGGAUCAUAGAUCAUAGACAGAGUGUGUGAUAUGGGGGGAUCAUAGACAGGUGUGUGAUAUGGGGGGGAUCAUAGACAGAGUGUGUGAUAUGGGGGGGGGGUCAUAGACAGAGUGUGUGAUAUGGAGGUGGGGAUGUUGUGGACAGGAGUGUGUGUGUCUAAUGGAGGGGGCGGGGGGAAAGCCGUGUGUGAUGGGGAUUGGUGGCCAUGAUGUGUGUAAUGCAUAUUGGGAUUUAUGUAGAAAUACUUUUGAAUUUUGCACUCUGUUGUUUGAAAAGUGAUAGAAGAUGCAGGUUAUAGGUAGAAUAUAACCCAAUACUUGGUUGAAAGAGUUUAGUGUUUUUUCUCAUAUAAUAUUUUAGUAAAAUAUCCCUCCCCCAUUCCUAUGCUGGUUAGUUUAUUAUUAUUAUUUUAAUAAUAUAUAGUAUCAAUGAAGAUACUAUAACCAUUUUAUGUCCUUGAAGUGGUUAUAGUGUCUGGAGUCCCAUGGCGCUGUCCCUUCAUUCAGAUUCCCUGCAGUUUAGAAGGGAUGGGGAUGCCGGGGACUUCUGUUUACAUUAAAACAAAACAAACAAAAAACCCUAAAUGGAAGACUGGAGCUAUCGGACUCCAGACACACUACCCACUACAAUGACAAGAAGCCGUUACAUUGCCUACACUGUCCUGUUUUAAUGUGCUGUUCCUUUUGAGAUUAUAAAAACCUAUGCAUUCCACAUAUUGCCGGCCAAUUUGCUUGUGAAUGGUUUGACAAUCCAGAGUCCUCCGGACGCUCUUGCACAGGGCUUAGCUCAAUGCAGAGAGGACUCGGCUGUCAUGGAGAAAGCGAACAGUGUCCAUUGGAACAGGCUGCAGAGAUCUCCAGGCACCAUAACAACUGCAGCAGUCUGAUGUAGAUAUAGCGCUGGGUUGCGUUACUCCUACUCUCCAGGGUGAAACACAACACCCACGUCGCACUUUUAUAUAGAAAAUAACAUUUAUUAUAACAUUAAAACUUUGAAUAGCUCUUGCAGCUAUUGGAUUCUGUUACCUAGAAAAUUAUUUUAAACCACUUAAGCCCUGUCUAUACCGUAAGAGUAGAUUGCUUCCAGGCACUUUCUCAUGUACUGUAUACAGUGUAUCUCUGUCAGUAAUGGUAAUUGUAAUGCCUUGAGAGCCUCGCAUUAUAUAUGUAUAUAUUUUUUCUAUUCUCUAGAAUAGUGGGGCUGACUGAAAGCGCCUAAGAGGGGGGUCUUUUCAUAGAAUUAUGAGACAUCUGUUGACUCCUAACAAGCAUUGAGGUGACAAUCCAUAUUUAAAGUCCUUGGUACAAUAUAUGUAAGUUGCAAAAAUUAAUAGUUUUCUGUGUGAGUCCUCGAGUGAGAGGUUACUGGUUUAGCUGCCUUUACUGAUAUGGGGGGAGCAAGGUGUCAGACUGACCAAAUUCUAAUUGCACGCUUUUAACGGCAGCAUUUUAUCCAAUCACUUCCCUGCCGUGUUAAAUGGUUUUGUUAUAGCCGGUGUUAUUCUGCAUCCCCUCAGUGAUUUACUUUUUGAAUGUGUGUUAGAAGAAGUGGUGUUGUCACAUUUCUUCUGAAAAGCUCUCUGCUGCCGAAGGUCACAAGGCAAUUAAUAUCAAGAUUUCUUCUCUCUUCUAUUCUCCAACCCAUACAUGUGGGCUGAAACAUGACCGUGAGAAUGCAUAAUGGCUACUGCGGUGCUCAUUAAGGCAUCAAAGUGCCACCGAGUUUGAAAGUCAGAAUUUAUUUGCUGUGUUCACUGUCAAACGCAGUUUAGCUUAAGAAGGACCGGUGUACAAACUUACUACUAGAAGUCUGUGAGCAGGCCUCUGUCAUCCGGAGAUAAACUGUAUUUAACACUUCUUUACUGCGAUGCAUACAUCUUUCAUUCUAUUUAGUGUAAUACAGAACAAAUAAGGCUCCAAUAGAAAAAUAAACCAUAAAUAAAGGAUAACUCAAUCCCUGUGGUUUUAUUCUGGUGACUGUUCUGUUUUGCAGAAUGUGGAACACACCAUUACACCAUAAUUGCCUAGGGUAAUGGUUGGUUAUGGUGCGAGGAGUCCCCUGGUGUUAUGUCAAACCGUUUUAGUAUUGGUUGACAGAUUACCUGGUGGUACAGCGGAUUGAGCCUUCUCCAAUAUUAGAAACAAGGUGUCACUUUAAAAUGAAACAUAAACCCAAGACAAGUAUUGAUUGGCACACGUCCCUCAAUAGUCCGGAGAACCACCUCCAGAAUAGUUAAAGGGUUACUCCAAGCACCAUAACCACUUCAUUGACUUGAACGCUACACAUACAGAAAUUAACCUCUUAGCUGCCAGCAGUGUAACUCCACCUCCGGCAGCGUCAUUAGCCAACUGUUUUUUUUUUUGUUUGUAGUAUCCCUUUAAACCAUGAUAAAGAAUAUCAUCCCCUUAAUAACCUGGUGGGAGCUACAAUGACCUUCUCCCUUUGCAGGGCCAUAAUCAUUGGUUUACAUACAGAAUCAGUGGAGUGCUUUCAGCCAAUGGCACUGCUUUACUUUAAACCCCCGUGGACACGGCACUCAAUGGUGAAACCAACAUUCUUUAUUCUCGGUAUAACUCCACCUAUCCUUUAGCAAGCUUUCUUUAAAUUCGCUAUUAGGAUAUACAGUAACAUAGAAUGAAACUACAUUGCAACAAGAUGAAUUUUCUGUGUUUGUGUAGAAAUUGUAACCAGGCUGUAUUGUGUGUCUGUUUCUCUCUAAUUGCUGUUCACGGGUUAACCAUUUUAGAUUUAGUUUUCUCUCCGUCUUUUGACUGUCGGAUUUUCCUGCUGAUCAGAUUGCUUGUAAUACAGUUGAACAUUUCCGUCGUGAUGCUCCAAGUGUGUGCGUCUGUUAGUUAAGUGAACAAUUUCUGCUGCAAUGAAUGCUAAAAUAUAAUGAACAUUUUCAGAACAUUAGAAUGGAUAUUAUCGGUAUAAAAAGCUGCAAUUCACGUAAAGUGAGCCCACCAACAGGUGUUCUAUAUAGAAAUACAGAAUAUUUACCAGACCAUGCCAGUCCCGCCAAUCACAAUAUAGUAUACAAAUAAACAAUAAAGUGGGCAAGGAAGGAACUAUUUCCCCAUUGAUUUCUAAACAAAGUCCCUACUAUACCGUCAGUAUCAAUAUUUCCACUUCUGACUUCUGGUGUGCGUGUGGUGAUAUAAAUAUCGACCUUUUAAAGGAACACUCCGCACAAGCCAAGCUUUAUGUGUCUAGAUUGUGCUAUUUACUUAGAAAUUGACUUUUAUAACUGGUGGUAGGAACACCUCCUUUUGCCAAAUGGGAGGGCUGGCAAAGGGGAUUUUUCCAGUUUGGUAAUUUUGAACUUAAAUUUUAAAUUCACGUAGAAUUCCUUACAAUUCUCACUAUAAUAUGUUUUCUUCGCAAACUUAAAAGAGCCAUUCCAUACUACAAUCUUUAUUUAGUAGACCUACCUUCUAUGAAUACAACCAUGCGUUUUUCAUGCAUGUAUUUAUUGGGAGAAUAUAUUAAAAAAGUUUACAAACACCGCAGUUCUAACUAAUGGCAGUAUUUUCAAUACCUUCUAUUUUUUUUUACCCCUGGAAGAGACUAAGCUUCUUAACGGGAUAAAGCCUAUCAGAGGCUUGAAACUAUGUCCUGUGCGCACUCCUACUUCUACACCGACACACUACACCGCAUUCAGAAAGAUCGGCGGUCUGAGAAGGAGGUAUGCUUGGAGAGGCAGGUACGCUCAAGUAGAUCUGGGGAGGUAACGGAAGCAGACUGCUAAUGUCCCUGGCUUUUAGUCAAGAGCCAAGAGGGUGUUAUCAUUAAGAUGCUAAAGGAACAUGCCACUGCCCGAAACAAAAACACUGUUUAAUUAAUAAUGCUUUAUUAAAAAAAACAUUUGAAUUGGGGGGUAUAUCUGAAAUGAUCAGAUCUCCUUCUCUGCAGCCUUUGCAAGGCCUCCCCUUCUAACCCCGCCCAGACUUUCUGUGUUUGUCCAAUCACAGACUUCCCAAUGCAGCUCAGUGUGAAGUCUCUCCAAGGCAGGUGCUCUGGGCAAAGCUUUGGACAAUUGCUGCCUCUUCAGUUUAGCUCCACUGAGAGAAACAACCAGGAACAUGACUGGUUCUCUGACAGCCACGGAUGUGUAAGAAGAUGAAUUCUUAAAAGUGCCUAUUUCUAACACUCCACACAUGAAGCACUUUAGCAAGCUAAUAUUAUUUAGGUGUUUGGAGUGGUCCUCUAAAAGCACAAUUUAGUCUGAUUUGCUGUUUUCUUUAAAUUUUCAUUAUUAUUUAUUUUUAAUCUCCCUAUAGUUUUCAGGUAAAAUACUUUUAGUCCCUUUCUCUGUCCCUUAAAUUAUGUUAUUUUGCUAGUUUUUCACUGCAAAUGAUGAUCCCAACUUAGUUCCUUGUCUAGUGACAUCAUUCUAUUACCACAUUCAGAGACACAUGCGGUAUAUCCAGCAGACCUAUCAAACGUGGACCAGCACUCACUACAUUUUAACAGAGGGUGUCCGUGGCCCACCGCCACUAUGGCUUGAUAAAGAGAGACCCUAUAAUUGUGUUGAAACAAUGCUGCUGUGAAUACAUAUUCAGUGUACUUGGAUAUGAGUAAUAUCUGAGUUGUGUUUUUUUGUUUUGUUUUCAAUAUAAUCACAUUAUUUCCUCAAAAGCACACCAAUACCCAUCUCUACCUCCUGUACGGUGCCAUAAAGACUGAACCUGUAGAUGUUAUGAUGCUGGCAUGGCUUUAGUUUUGGAAAUAUACUUCCUCAUGCCUUGAUAAAUGCAUUCUAUGUAAAUGUUUAUAGCUUCUCCCAUUACUCGCCCACAUUACACCAGAUGUUACAGGAAUAUAGAGCAAAUCGCACACAUUACCCAUAGAGGACUGAAUGGACUCAUACUGUUUAACGGGGCAUGCGCCACAAGGCAGCACAUGGUAUAUUUAAUAACCACAUACAGCCAGCUGUAAUCCAUACAGAAUUGUUGGCCUCGGUGCUCUGCAGCAAUAGCUGGCGGAGGGGAGGAAAACGCUACACAGAUCAGCAGAACGUGCAACAAACACUGUGCUGCAUGUGUGUCAGUGCGUCGGUCUGUGCGAGUGGCUAAUGCAACACCAUGUGGGACAAACUCUGUGCAUUACAUUGGUUGUGCAUUUGUUUUUUGAAUGACUAACUCCAUUUCUCAUUGGGUACCAGUGUUUGAGGAGCUCCAGUGUAUUCGCCCUGUUGUCCAAGAGAUUUACGUUCUGUAUAUUUGCAUGGCAAUAGGUUCUCCCAACCAUGGGCAGAACUACUGCAGGUGCAAUGACAGCGGGCCCACCAGAGUUCUAGUGGCUUAUUCUUAGCAAAUACUUAGGGUUCAUAGGCAGGCAAAUAUGUCAAAAUCUAAUUUAGGCAGGGAGAGGGUUAAUUGUCUGGGAAAUGUGGCAGUAAAUGGGGGUGGGGGGAGGGUGAACUGGCAUUUGGAUGUAGGGUCUUGUCACUGUACAGUUAGUUAUUUGUCAGUGAGGAACAUUUGAUUUUGGGAAUGUUAUGGUGUAUAUCUCUGACCUCCAUAUAUGCAUUGCAGGUGAUUUCAGUAAUAAAGGUUUGGCAGUGGGAAGCCCUAUUACUCUGUAAGUGCAUGUAAAGCUCAUGCUGUCACAGAGCAGAUAGAUUAAACAGGGCUGGAAUAAUGAGUUUCAGGCACUGAUGACCCGCAGUACAGCUGAUAUACACCAUGCGCGGAGCUACAAUACCUGGUUCAAGGAUUGAAACGUUUCUUACUGACAUGGUAACGGCUGGGACCUGGUUCUAAUGGAUCACUAAUAACAUGAGGUCAGGCCUGUUUCCAUACCUACUCAUUUAGCCAUUUACUAAAAUGCGCACAGAAAGGGAAGAAGCAAUUAGAUCAGAGUCACGGAACACGUCAACAUCAAUAACCUUACUUAACCCCUUAAGGACCAAACCUUUGGAAUAAAAGGGAAUCAUGACAUGUCACACAUGUCAUGUGUCCUUAAGGGGUUAAAGCCGUAACGCAUAUUGGGCCCUUUGGUUAAAAUUACCUUUUUCUUUUCCUUUUUUUUUUUUUAAAUGCAUAAUAGUUGAAAAAUGACUUCUCAGAAUUUUUCAUGUUUUGUACAUACCUGUUUCAUGGAAGAGAUGGAAUGGACAGGAAGGAAAUAGAAGUAAGUGUAGCUUGUUUUGUGUGUGUGUGUGAGAUAUAUAUUUACAAUGUUAAACAAAAAUCUGCACAGCAGUCAAGCCAUAAGAUUUGCUUAUGCCACAGGAAUCACAAAAAAAACACAUUUUUGUAUCAUGUUUAGGUUUCAAAGAUGGGUAACAGACCAAUAGAAGUUGCUAUGCAAACAACUUGACACUGACUGAGUGCUGCGUCUUUAAUUGACAGAUUGACAGCCGUGAGAGAGAGCCAGUAGCCUGGCUGCUUAGCCAUUGAUUUUCCUAUCGACCUGGCACUGGGUUUCUUUCCUCGGUAUCUUUGUUGGAGAGGUGCGUCAGCUCAUUUGGAACUGUUGCAGUGUUGAGAUUUGAUUGUGAUCGCUUGAUAUUAUGGAGAAAUCCAAAUGAAUGUUCGCUCACGCAUUAGAACACAGUUGCCUCCCCCCCCAUCAGUGUUACCGUCUUGACUUUCUAAAGAUAUUAUUUCCCCAAACCUAUUGUAGCACGAAACUUAAAUGACCGCAUCCCCGUUCCUUAUUAUUCUUUUUGACAAAUCGCGUUGCUUUCCAGGUUUAAUGAAGUCAUUGAUACGCUAAAUUAAUGUCACCCUGUGUGUCCCCAAUCAGUGUAUGUGUGAUUACACUCACAUUGAGUUUUUAAUGGAGCCUACCAAGGUUCCCUAUCCAUGUGGCAGCCGGGAAAUGGGUGAAAGCACUUCUGACACUGGCAAUAAAGCAGUGAUCUGGUCAGUGUGCAAUAAAACAAAUUGCAGUAUUCUCCAGAGAGAUCUGACUGUAAUAUUGGGAAUAAAAUAAUAUUUAACGAUAAACUGUUAGAGGUCACCCAUUCCACUUACAGCAGAGGAUAGCGUUCCUAACAGUAAAAAAACAAUAACCAUUUCAAGGAUAUAAUUGAUGUGUGUGAGUGAACAGGUUGUUGAUCCAAGGAGAAAUCGGAGUGUCAUUAUGGAGUCAAGAUCUUUUUUCGUUUUUGUGGCAUGAUUGGAGAUGGCAACAAUAUGGGUUUUGUUUUCUUUAGAAUCAACAGCAUAAAAUAAUGUGUUUCAAGGCUGAACUUGAUGAACUUUAUUUUUUUCUUUCUUUUCAUCCUACACAACUAUGUAACUAAGAUGCAAACCAUUUCAUUUACUGUAAACUUUGUUUGCGAUCACUAUAAACAAGAAAUAAGGUGUUCUCAACUUGUGUUUUUCUCUUUAAAGAGAGGCAGCCUUGCAUGUAGUCAGAUGUCUUAAAAUAAAUCUAGUGCAGGUUUUGAUAUUUAUUGGCAUUGACUGAAUAAAGUGUGUGUUUGUUUUUUUUUUUUUAAUUAUUAUUAUUUAUUUAUUUAUUUUUAUAUAAAUAAAAUCAUUCCGAAAUAACUCACAUUGACUGACUGUGGAACUCCAACACAGUCUAAUGAUGUGAGUCAAAGUAGGGAUACAUUUGUUUUCAAGUUAAAGGGGCACUAUUGGCACCCACAUGAAGCGGUCUGUUUGCAGUCUCCCCCGUCCCUUUAAUCUUGUAAUUGAAAACAUUACAGGUUUAGAGAAACUGUCUUUACAAGCUGUCUCCCAGCCGUGCAUUCAGUUUCCCUCAUCACUGACUUCGGAGGAGGUAUAGAAAGACCUCGCCGCUGGAAUCAUUUAUUUGCCGGUAAUUUACCCCAGUCAUCUUUAGUAAAGUAUGUAAAGACCCCCAAAGGUGACAGACCCUCCUCAAUCGUGGUAUGGUAAAAAUGUAAACCAAAAGUGAAAUAUGCACACAUUUAUUUUCAUAAUGAUGUCCUCAUGUUUGGAGAUUGGUUGGUAAAGUGUGUUAACUCUUAUUUUUGGGUAGAAAUAAACCUGAAUGAUGCACUUUUAUAGUCAGGGGCACAAACUCCUCCCUGGCUGUCAAUCAGCCAAGCAUGAGCACUCCUGCCUGCCCCCUUCUUGGUGAGCUGUACUAAAAAUGAUUGAGAAGCAUAGGAAACCCACACACGCUCACAGCUCAGACGCCUCAAUGAGAAGCUUCUAAUUGGAGUGUCCCCAGGACUGUAGGUUCUGCAAGCUCAUUUUUUCUUUCUUUUUAUAUACCCCCACAAAAAUGCAUGCAUGUCUUCUUUGAGGGUAUAUCUACUAAUUCUGUUAAAAUAUAUUUCAAUGGGGUGAUGAUACCACAGGGAUCUGCUUCAUUGAACAUGGGAUGGAACCUCUGUGGAGGUCAGUACAUGCCUGAGGUCCGUAAAUAACCAAAAACGUACCCCUCUGUCCUUACAGGUUAAUUGUAUCUGAAGGAUGUCUUAACAAAUUCCUCUCCACCACUUGUAAACCAUCUAUAAAAUGUCGGUGCCCCUGACUUGACCUAGUCAAAGGCAAUUCCUUAGCUUUACAACAAAGCUAUAAACUAAACUGAGAUUUGUCCACAUUGUAAAAAUAAAUUAAAUAAACCCUAAAAGCUAUUUAUUUUGACCUCCUGCCAUACUCGUAUCUCCCUCUUUGCGCAAUAAUCUUUAGACUUCAUUACGCAGAAACCGGAGUGAAAAGUAUAUAUUUGUUAAAAUGUCAGCCAUGUGAGUAAGAUACUACUCUGGAGAAGAUUUAAUAGUUUUGUAUAGUUUGACAACUGAUUUCUCCCUUAUCUCAUCCCUUUAGUUUAUGCAGCGGAGUCUUGAUGCAGAGACUAAGAAGCAGUUAGAAGAAGAUGAGAAAAGAAUAAUCAGCGAUGAACACUGGUACUUGGAUUUACCCGAACUGAAGGAGAAAGAGUAAGUAGCCCAUCGUGCUCUGAUAAUUGCCCCUCUCAUGUGGUCGCUGUGGCGUUAUGAAGCAGGCGGAGGUUUAACAUGCGAUGUGCAUAGGAUUGGUUUGCUAGGUAUUGUCUGUGCUAGGAUCCUGCACGCAGUAUUUAUAGAGGUGUUAUUCGAAAUCGUUUUUUAAACGCACAAGGCUGUAACCUGCAAUAAUUGGAAAACUCUGGAGCUCUGCAGCCAGAUUUCUGAUGUCUCUAAUUUAUAGUCAGCCCUGCCAGCCACAAACCUCCCCCCCCCCCAACCUUCUUCUUGAUAGAUGUGGGAACAGCCGACUGUAUCAGGAAUCCUUAAACAAACUUGUAUCCCAGAUUUCCUGACUGUCUACUGUAACCCCUGUACAGCCACGGAGAACCUGCAGUAUAUUGUCCAGGUAGAUCAGUCUUUAUAGCUUUUCCAUGUGUUUUAUUACUUGGUCAUAAAUACUCCAUCCCUCCAGGGACUGUUUAACUGCAUCAAUUUUCUUUUUAACCUAGUAAAAGGCUACCAGUGUAAUAAAUGCCACAUUGAAUUAUUCACUUGGAAAAGAAUGUUAGCAUAAAACAAAUAAGACCACUUUCUAUUUCUAUACCCAAUAUAUUAAUGUAUUGUUAACAUAUUAUUAAUGCAUACUAGAAUUCAAUAUGGAUAAAUUUAAAAAUUAAGUAACACUAAAAUGGCUAGUUACACAGCUUUUUAACAUGGUCCAACUACAUAAAAGGGCGUUAAUGAGGCAUAUUUUCCUAUAUAUAUUCAGAGGGUUGCCCAGAUUACUGCAGAUAAAAGAGGGGUGAUCUGUGUAUAUAUGUUGGGCACAGGGGCAGGCCUCUGGUGGGUGCCAGUGAAUGCCGAUGGUCAAUCUCUAAUCCUCCAGCCAUGUUCAGAUGACUCCUGAGAAGACUGGGCCAGCUGACCACCUCUAAAAAAAAAAAAAACAAAAAAAAAAACUGUUCGUCAAUGGUUAUGUUGCUCGUAAUUUGGUCACUAGCAGUGGGCACCAGACCAAAAAACAACUUUAAUUACCAAGGACGUAUCUAUCUAUCUAUCUGUCUAUCUAUCUAUCCGGUUCUUAUUUUUCCGCUGCUCAGACACACAAAUGGAUGAUACUAGGUUUUAAAAUUGCUGUGUGCCUAUCACUUCUAAUAACGCUCUGGAUUCACUUACUGAAACCGUGUUUUCAUUGUCCCACGUUCUCAGGAGCUUUAUCAUUGAAGAGAGAAGUUUUCUCCCAUGUGAAGAUUUCCUUUUUGGCAGAAUGUCCUUCAAGGGGUUUAAUCCUGAGAUUGAGGUGAGUGUUAAGAGGAGCUCUGUGCCAUCUGCAUCCCCCAUAUCCUUCCCUCACCAUAGAAUAUAUCUCCAUUGCUUCUGUGGCAUUCUACACGCUCACUGCAAUGUGUUAUAUGAAUAUUUACCAGCAGGAGACGCUAGUCCCGGACCAGCACUAGGUCUGUAUUUAAUAUUAAGUAAAAUAACGAACUGUCCUGGGUGACCGUAGAAAUAACUGGGAAUAAAAGGACAUUUACACCAUGGAUAACCUGUGCUUUGAAAUGCAUAUUUAAUAGUUUUACUGGCUCUGUCCAUCAACGUGAAGGAAUCCAUGUUCUUGGCUGGAUUGCUGGAUUCAAUAUAAGGGGUAUCCGUGCAAUCACUGACUGGGUUAUACUUUAAACUCGUAUCAGACAAGAGAUUAAUACGCUCUUUUAUGUGUGUUUCUCCCCCAUUCUUACAGAAAUGCAGUGUAGAUUAUUUAGAGUGAUGAAUAGUAAAUUACAUUCAUUUAAAGGCAGGUGUCUAUAGUCUUGAAGACCACUUGGCUAUCACGUGGCUCAGGAACAGGACAGAUUGGUUUGUCUUCACCAGUGAAGUUUAAAUUUAGGCAUCUGUCUUUAAAGGGACACUAUAGUCACCAGAUCCACUGCCAGUUAAUGUAGUGGUUCUAGUGUCUCUAUAGCCUUUCCCUGCACUGGUAGCAUUGUAGACACUGUCUUUUAACAGAAAAGGCAAUGUUGUUUACAUUGCUGGCUAGUAAUACCGAGGCGCAGUCACUUAGACAGCCAUUAGAGGGGUUUCCCAGUGCACUGGCGUUCAGUUAAAUGCUCCCCAUAGAGAUGAGGAGACGCUGAUUGGUGUUUUGCUGCAAUGUCCAACAGCCUCCCAAUGCUUUCCUAUAUCCCCCCGUGCAGUCACUGUCGCCGGGAUCCUAGUUUCCUGUGUGUUACAAUAAUCUAACCCCCCACCUUCUUCUGCAGCAAUUACUGCUGCUUGGAAGCACUUACCCAUGAAGGGGGCGCUUUUCUUGUAAUGCCAAUGCACUGGCUUAAUUUCCAGCGUGUCAUUGUCUCUUGCUCCCCUUCCCGUGUUUCUCAAGCAAGCUGACUGCUUUUAUGUUUGCUGUAUGUAUGGGCCCAAACAUUAUUUAUUUCAUUUGUUUAGAAGCUGAUGGUUCAAAUGAACUCAAAGACAAAGGAUGAAGAGGUUGUAGAUGAAGGAAAAAUGGAAGUUGAUGUCACAGAUGAGGAGAUGGCGCUAAGGUAAGAUAUAUUUCUAUCUUCUGUUCGAACAGCAAUUUCCCAGGAGACUUGAGCGCUUGUCAGAAGAUCUUUCAGGCUGUGUCUCAGUUGUCAUUAAAAAAAGGUCAGGGAUACCAAAGGUCUACUGAUCAUUUAUGAUGUUUGGGUAUUACGUUUACCAGAAAAGCUAAAAGAAGUUAAUCGAAUCCCAGCUUAAACUUUGGUGUCGCGUGUAGUUAGGUACUUCUCACUGAAUUUGUUUAGAAAGUUAAAGUAAACCUAUGUCUGCGUCUACGAACUGCCUAAAAAAACAAACCCUUUAUACAUGCUGCAUUCUACUGUUUUUGUAUUCUGCCCUUUUCCCUUGGAUUACUGGCAGGAUCUAUCACAUCCAUGACAUUCUCACAUUUGGAAGGCAGGGUCCUCAACCCCCUCUGUUCCUGUGCAUCCAACUCGUCUUGUUGCAAAUACUUGUCUGUUAGUCCACCUAUUGUACAUCGCUGCGGAAUGUGUUGGCGCUUUAUAAGUAAUAAUAGUGUAAAUCCAGUGUGGCCUAAUGGGUCUGAUUUGUGUUGGACCUGUUGCAGCGUCUUGUCAUUUCCAUUGUGGAAAAUGCUGCAACCACAUGUCUGUUAGUAGAAUGACUGUCAUACAUCUUCCGUCUCAUAAUGUAAAACCACAAUUGAUAAAAUUCGAAUGGAAGUGCAGUGCUGAUGGUUUGCAUGGGAUAACCGGAGUGAAGUUAUCAAGGACAAUGCUCCACUCUACACAUAACUUACAGGUUACAGAAGAUAAGGCCUGGAAGUGUUGGUUUUUUGGUUUUGUUUUGCCUAAAAUAUAAAUAAAACCUGCUCCCUAGCUAAUAUUUGGGUUCCAAACUAAUAUUCAAAAACCUCAACACAAUAGAUACUCCAUAACACUUACGACUCACAAAUGAAUAAUGAAUGUGUAAAGAAAGACAUAACCCAUAAGAACAUGUGCAGAGGAAACUAAUGCGAUAAGAAGAAUCCCAGUAAUCUGUGGAUGUGUAUCUUGUUAAAGAAAUAAGAGUGUCUGUCAUUUGCCUCCCACCAUUUCUUAUAUUGACAUAAAUGCAUUGUACAGCGCUACGGAAUCUGAUGGCGCUAUAUAAAUAAUAAAAUAAUAAUUUAUGUUUGGUUUUUCUCCCUUAUUUGCAGAUAUGAGUCACUAGUCAGCAGUAUUCAGAAAAAGUUUGCGAAAAAGAGAGACCAGAAGGUGCUGGAGGAUGAUCAAAAUAGGAAUAUCAAAACCACCAAAAUAAAGAAGGCUUUCCUGAAGCCGCAGGAUUAAAUGCCUAUUUUUUUUUUUUUUAUGUGAAAAUAUUUUUUAGUAGUCGGUCUAAACAAAAAAGAAAUGCGUUGGUACACAUCAGACUGUAAGAUCAGAUGGCUAUACGGGUACAUUCAGAGUACAGAAAACCAUGGCAUCGUUAUGAAAAGUCGGAUCCUUUUCAUCCAGAGAAUAAGCGAACCCAGCAUGACGGCCUGAUUAGAAGACCAAAUAUUUAACUUUGUAUAAAGAAAUCUAUUUUAAAUAUCUGGACUUUAUAAGAGUGUUUUGUUUUGUUUACAGUAGUAUAUGAUGUUUGAUUUUCUAUGAUAUUGUUAAUUGGAAGUGGAAACAUUCUAGGAAGCGAAUUCAUAUGACGUGAAAGUUGUAUAGUGAGUGAGGACAUUUCCUGUAGACCUAUCAUGGGAAAACCUUGUUUAUAGCCACACAAUUGAAAACCAUAUUCUCAACGUGAGACUAAGUAUUGUACACUGCCCAAUUCUUCGGAACUUAAGCAUUUUCCAGAUUAGUUUUAAUUGGGAUAUUUUAUAUGAAACCUGAACAUAUGGGGUGGGGGGGAGGUUUGAGGAGCAUAGAGACCACUGUUAUAAUGUAUUGAAAAAUGUGUGGUUAUCUGUCAGAGAUCUGGAUGUUUUGCUGUGGGAUGUGGAUAUCAUGAUAUCUGGAUGGUUUUUCAUACCUUAAUACAUCGCCCCUAUUGCCUUUUGCACACCCAGGUUGCUCGUUGGUUUUGUAUUCUUGGGAGAGCAUCCUUUAAACUCGUUGGGGAUACCACUUGUGAUGUUAUGAGAAAAGCUUGCAGGUUUAUCCAAGAUGUGGGAAGUAGAAACCCCAUUGAUUUGAAUCAAGUGUUUUCCCAGCAUCUCUGUUCUUUAGUGUGUGUUUUGUGCUAGACUUGUGCAAAAAUUCCUUUUUAAUCCACACUGAAUUAAUUGAUCUGCGCAGAAUUAACUUGUGGUGUCUUAUUAAAUGAAUAAGACUCCACAUCCUGGAUGGAUUGACUUGUUUGAUUGUAGAUUAAAAGGUAUUUGAUUUGAAUGAAUUGGCUGAAAUGAAUUUUUGCUCAAGUCUAUUUGCCCCCCCAGUGUGUGAUUGACUAGUGGAGGAGGGAACAAGUUCAGAAAUGCUGGAUAAUAAACAUAGUGAAUAAUACCUGGAACAAGUCCAUGUUCUAACUCUAAUCUUUAUUUUAUUUUUUCUUAUUUAUUUUAUUUUUUUUAAACAAACUAAGCAGGUUUCAGAAAUAUUGACACGCGAUAUGGGCUAAUCAGAAAGUACUAAAUAAUGCUGCAAUGUAAACAUCUCAUGGCCAGUUUGGUUGUGUACGUAUAUUAAUGGCCUAAUUGUUAUCGCUGCACAAUUCAUGUUUUAAACCGUCUCUGGUCAAUUAUAGAAAAAUAAAAUAAAAUCCCUGCUUAGAACUGUAAGGAUUUAUUUUCUUAUAAUUUAUUGCAAUACAGUGAAUACAUUUUGUACGAUAAACAGCCUCCAGGUGAACU